AUGAGUGCCACAGCACUGCAGACCACAGGUUUUGUAGCAGGCGCCAUCGGUACAGUUGGAGUUCUUGCUGCCACAGUUAUGGAUGUUUGGUGCACUGAAGACCAGCAGGAGCACCAGGCAACUUCCAUCCACCAUUAUAAGGGCCUGUGGAAGGACUGCGAGGUGUCCCAGUCUGGACUCACUGAGUGCCAACAUCUCUACAGCUACCUGAGCUACUCAAACAGAAGCAGAAUGAGUGCCACAGCACUGCAGACCACAGGUUUUGUAGCAGGCGCCAUCGGUACAGUUGGAGUUCUUGCUGCCACAGUUAUGGAUGUUUGGUGCACUGAAGACCAGCAGGAGCACCAGGCAACUUCCAUCCACCAUUAUAAGGGCCUGUGGAAGGACUGCGAGGUGUCCCAGUCUGGACUCACUGAGUGCCAACAUCUCUACAGCUACCUGAGCUACUCAAGAAUCCUUCAGGCUAUAAGAGCUCUGAUGAUAGUAGCAAUUUUAGUAGGUGUGAUUGCAGUAUUCAUUGGAUUCUUCUGCCUAAAGUGCCUCAAUAUGAGAUGUAUGGAUCUAUUGACCAAGGCCAAACUGAUGCUAAGCGCAGGGAUUUUGUUUAUCAUUGCUGGCAUUUUUGAUAUUUCUGGAUCAUCAGUGUAUGCUGAUCAAAUAGUGCCCAGUUUCAUGAUGACCCAAUACAAUCAAGAGCAAGGAGAGAAGGAAGGAAUACAAUGUGGGAAUGGCAUGGGCAUGGACAUGGGAGGAAUUAAUUCAUUUGCUUCCAGGUAA
This is a messenger RNA of Sinocyclocheilus grahami, 777 nucleotides long. RefSeq names its product claudin 18 (gene cldn18). NCBI's taxonomy places the organism in Eukaryota, Metazoa, Chordata, Actinopteri, Cypriniformes, Cyprinidae. Gene Ontology annotation, molecular function: structural molecule activity. The record is from RefSeq and is a predicted model, not a curated record. The transcript is spliced from 4 exons. The coding region runs from base 1 to 777 and encodes 258 amino acids. Gene Ontology annotation, cellular component: bicellular tight junction; membrane.